Miscanthus lutarioriparius is the source of this 921-nucleotide messenger RNA. The record is from the annotation of a GenBank genome assembly. Lineage: Eukaryota; Viridiplantae; Streptophyta; Magnoliopsida; Poales; Poaceae.
AUGGAAGCAAACGUGCCGCAAGAAGAAGGAGCAUUGCCUCGCCAAGGCCUCGGCGUCGAUCACGAGUCCCUGCAGCAGCCGCAGAGCGAUCAGAGGAGGAAGGGUGGAUGGAUCACCUUCCCUUUCCUCGGAGCGGCGAUGAUGGGUCUGGGUGUGGCGACGAGCGGCGUGUUGAGCAACCUAGUGGUCUACCUGAUCAAGGAGUACCACGUGCCGAGCGUGGACGCAGCUCAGAUCUCCAACAUCGUCGCCGGCUGCCUCAGCUUGGCCCCUGUGGCAGGAGCCGUCGUCGCCGAUGCCUUCUUCGGCUGCUACCCUAUCGUCGCCAUCUCCAUGGCCUUCUCCGUCCUGUCCUCGGUUGUCUUCACCCUCACGGCAAGCUUGCGCGGCCUCCGCCCAGCGCCGUGCCAUCUCAGCGCUGGCCCCUGCGAGCCGGCAUCGGCCGGGCAGAUGGCUGCGCUGUACGCCGGCGUGUUCCUGAUGUGCGUGAGCGCCGCAGGCUCGCGGUUCAACCAGGCGACCAUGGGCGCCGACCAGUUCGACUCCGCCGCCGACCGGGACGUGCUCUUCAACUGGUUCUUCGUCUUCUUGUACGCCUCCUCCGUGCUCGCGUCGACGGUCAUCGUCUACGUCCAGGACACGGUGUCGUGGACGCUGGGAUUCGGCAUCUCCGCUGCCGCCAGCGUCGUCGGCCUCGUGGCGUUGCUCCUCGGCACGCGGUACUACCGCCGGUCGGCCGUGCGGGGCAGCCCGUUCACGGGUCUCGCUCGGGUGGCCGUCGCCGCCGCCAGGAAGUGGAAGGUCAACGUGCCGACGUCUGGGGAGCUGAAGUUUUACCACGGCCAACGACGGCGAGGUGACGGUGACGACAAAGCUGGUAAUAGUGACACUGACCUUGCCCCAAGCGACAGCUUUAGGUAA